Messenger RNA from Pyrus x bretschneideri (Chinese white pear), 2930 nucleotides. Its product is annotated as origin of replication complex subunit 5-like. Gene Ontology annotation, cellular component: nucleus; nuclear origin of replication recognition complex. Gene Ontology annotation, molecular function: DNA replication origin binding. The transcript is spliced from 5 exons. The record is from RefSeq and is a predicted model, not a curated record. Gene Ontology annotation, biological process: DNA replication initiation; DNA replication. The coding region runs from base 250 to 1860 and encodes 536 amino acids. NCBI's taxonomy places the organism in Eukaryota, Viridiplantae, Streptophyta, Magnoliopsida, Rosales, Rosaceae.
CCAUAAAAUUGCUCUCAAUCACAAUUUCUAUGGUACUUUUAUCUUACGGUGGACCUUCACACUCACACUCCAGUUAAUUGGCGGGAAGAUAGAUUCCCGCGCUUUUAUUCUCUCUUUUAUCUCAACAACCUUGUUAGGGUUUCGAUUCAAGUCAGAUAACACUCUCGCGAAAACACAACCGCCACUCCUCCGCGUUUCUAUCAUCGUUCUGGCGGACUUGCCGGUGAGCUUUUCGAUCAGAAUUCAGACAUGGGUAAAGAGGAAAGUCCGAAAACCACAAGGAGAACAACCAGAUCCUCCGCUUUAGCUACCCCUUCAAAGAAGGUAGUUGAAGAAACUAAAGCAAGUAGUUCACACCCGCCAACUCUCAGUGACCUUGUGUUGGGUGAAGAAGGAGAAUCCUUUAGUGCCGAUGAUCUUUUGUCUAGUUUUCCUGGGAGACGUAAUCAAAUAUUGGAGCUUCUGCGCCUUCUGGGUCCACAGAACUCUCCCAUGUUUCCUGUCUUUGUGUAUGGAGGCACUUCUACCGGGAAAACCAGUAUUGUUGUAGAGACAUUUAGGCAUCUUAAGCGCCCUUUAGUUUAUUCAAGCUGCCUUACCUGUUAUAAUCCUCGAAUCUUGUUCGAAUCCGUUCUGAACCAACUAUUUCUUCACCGAAAGAAUGCAGCAAAUGGUUAUUCUAGUGCAAAGCGCUGUGAAAGCCCAUCUGAUUUUGUUAAUUUUCUUCGCGAUGCCUUGGUCAGCAUUCUGGGUAAUACUAAGGGAAACUCAGGGAAAGUAACCUCCAAAAGGUCAGGAAAGUCUAACGGAAAUAUGAUCUACUUGGUCUUUGACAAUUUGGAACGUCUUCGAGGAUGGGAUAAAGGUUCCACUAUAUUACCUUUACUAUUUAAUCUCUAUGACAUUUUGAAAAUGCCUGAGGUCGGUCUUAUCUUUAUCAGCAGUGCCUCACCAGAUACAUAUUACUCAAAUAUGGGCUAUGUGGAACCUAUCCCUCUAUAUCUUCCUGAUUAUACACAAGAUGAUCUGCAGAAAAUCUUCAUGAGAAACCAGGCGAACAAAAAGCUUUACUCCUCUUUUCUCAGUGUUGUGCUAAGGCCCUUCUGUAGAAUUACCAGACGGGUGGAUGAGCUAUCUUCUGUCUUUUCACCAUUAUUCACAAAAUAUUGUGAACCCAUCACUGAUCUGAAUGUUGUUCCCAAUAAAGAGACGAACCAAAGGCUGUACAAUUUUUUUCGUCCCCAUAUUGCUCCUGCACUGAAUGAGACAUUUAAGGUUUCGUCGCAGCAAUCCCCCGAAGUUGAAGUUAAGGAGAGAAAAGGGAAGGGGGGCACAAGGAAAUCCAGAGAUUUUGAAGUUGAAGAAUUAGAUUUCCAUAUGCCUACUUCCGCCAAAUAUCUUCUUAUUGCAGCAUUCCUUGCUUCAAGAAACCCAGCUACCCUUGAUUCAUCCCUGUUUGAUUCUACAGGAGGUUCUAAUAGUCGAAAACGAAAGAGGAAGCUUUCGGACAAGUCAAUGGAACAGAAGGAAACUGCAGAACAGGAAUUGCUUUUGAAUCCUGGAUCAUUCCCAAUGGAAAGGUUAUUAGCCAUAUUUCAGUGCAUUACAUCUGUAGGAGAAGGUCCUCUUGAUGAGGAGGGACAAGAAGAUGGUGGGUUAGGCAUUCAAGAUGGGAAUGGCGGGCUCAUGUCUGAUGUUCUCUUACAACUGUCCAGUCUCUGCAGUGCUAAUUUUAUUGUCACUGGUGGAAGCUGCCCGCUGGAGGGCUCAACUCGAUAUCGAUCGACAGUGAGUGAAGAUAUGGCUCUUAAGGUAGCAAGGAGUAUUAAGUUUCCUCUCUCAAAGUAUAUAUACAGAUGAUCUGCUUUCAGGUGAGGUAUCUGUGAUACGGUUGCCAAUUUAUUCUCGAGGAUGAAGCAACUUACCUGGUUUUCAACUAUGUUACCCUCCUACUGUGUUGAAUCAUUGAACUCUCCAAAUUCUUUAAUCCUCAUCUUUGUUGAGCAACGUGAAAUGACUGGUAUUGAGUGGAUAUACCGAUUGUCGUGGUCUUUCUGACAGCUGGGAUAGCACCAUUGAACAUAAGUUUCAGACAGUAUCUUGGUGCCAAGUUUCUGCAGGAUUGCCAUCUAACAAUUGUAGUAAACCACCUAUCCGUGUUACAUCCUAGUAAGUUGCAGGGCUUGGAAAUAUCGUUUCCUUAUACAAUGUCGAUCGCAAUUCUGGAAUUGUUUUCCUAUUUUUGUUUCCUUCUGCUAAAUUUCAACGUAGUUGAUUCUUCCAUUAAGGUUUGGUCAGAUGUAAGUGCUGUUUGAAGAGAAGGGCAGCAACAUUCUCGGCCGGUGCUAAGCUUUAGCCUCACAAUGUGAUACAUCAUUCUAAACCUAUUGCACGCUCCGAAUCCAAAUCAAAAGAGGAAGAAGAAUAAGAGUUAUGGCCCUGCAGAGGGAAUUUUAUAUCACAUUCACAUAGGCUCUGCAUUUCACAAAAAAAAUGGUAAGAGAAUUUCUCACAGCUGCAGAGGGAAUUUGAUAUCACAUUCAUAGGACAGUGGAUCAAUAGGUCACAAUUCCAUCUUAAAUGCAAUUUUGAGCGGUGACGAGUUGAUGAUGCUAUAUAUGUUGCUGUAUAACCUUAUCUGAGCCCAUGAGUGAUUGAAACGGUAGGAAGAAGGAUAAUGCUUGUGUCCUCUAUGGGGACCAAGUCCCUCCACUUUUGUAACCUUAUCGUCCGAACACCAUGAUCGGAACCAUUCAUUUUUUUUAUCUUGAUCUAAUGAUUAUACAUGCAAAAAAAUAUUCAUUUUGGAGAGCCAUUCAUAUGCAUAAAAAACAGAUGAUUCAGAAUAAGGAUGAUAUUUGUGACUAAAAUCGUUAAUUGAUUUAACUUGUAUGAAUGACUAAACUAUCAUGAAAUUAAAUGAUUUUUUU